UCUGGCUGGCUGCUGUCCUGUCAUCGGCCUGGGUGUGGUUUUUUGCAGUCGGGGGUACCGUUAGCAGGAAAUCAAGCUCCAGUCCAUUUCACUUUAAGGCGAAACAAAGAAAAAAGACUCUCACUAGCGCACGGCUGAAAGUAGUUCUUCGUAUUCAGGCUAAAAGUGACGUUAGCUUGCUCGCGACGGGACGGCGUUUGAUUAGCGCCGUUGUUCUGAUGGGAAAAAGUUUUCUUCUGCUCUCGCUGACUGCCCUGAUUUGUUAAAUCGUUUUUUUAAACAUAAAAGCUGAACCGGACGUGAAAGAAAGGAAAGAUGCCGAAAACGAUUAGUGUAAGAGUCACCACGAUGGAUGCUGAACUGGAGUUCGCCAUUCAGCCGAAUACAACAGGAAAGCAACUCUUUGACCAGGUUGUCAAGACCAUUGGGCUCCGGGAGGUUUGGUACUUUGGACUCCAGUACCAGGAUACAAAGGGUUUCUCUACAUGGCUCAAGCUCAAUAAGAAGGUGACAGCCCAGGAUGUGAGGAAGGAAAGCCCGCUGCUGUUUAAGUUCCGUGCCAAGUUCUACCCUGAGGAUGUGUCCGAGGAGUUAAUCCAGGAUGCCACACAGCGGCUGUUCUUCCUGCAGGUGAAGGAGGGAAUCUUAAAUGACGACAUCUACUGUCCUCCAGAGACAGCAGUGCUGCUGGCCUCCUACGCCGUGCAGGCCAAGUACGCCGACUACAACAAGGAAGUCCACACACCAGGAUAUCUGUCCAGUGAACAGCUGCUCCCUCAGAGAGUUCUGGACCAGCACAAACUCAACAAGGACCAGUGGGAGGAGAGGAUUCAAGUGUGGCAUGAAGAACACAAGGGCAUGAUGAGAGAGGAAUCCAUGAUGGAGUAUCUGAAGAUCGCUCAGGAUCUCGAGAUGUACGGAGUCAACUACUUCAGCAUCAAGAAUAAGAAAGGAACAGAGCUGUGGUUGGGAGUGGACGCUUUGGGGCUCAACAUUUAUGAACAGAAUGACAAAAUGACACCCAAAAUUGGAUUUCCUUGGAGUGAAAUCAGGAACAUUUCCUUCAAUGACAAGAAAUUUGUCAUUAAACCAAUUGACAAGAAAGCACCUGACUUUGUAUUCUACGCUCCCAGACUGCGCAUCAACAAGCGCAUUCUGGCUCUGUGCAUGGGCAACCAUGAGCUGUACAUGCGCCGCCGCAAACCUGACACCAUCGAAGUGCAGCAGAUGAAGGCUCAGGCUCGGGAGGAGAAGAACCACAAGAAGAUGGAGAGAGCUCUGCUGGAGAAUGAAAAGAGGAAAAGAGAACUCGCAGAAAAGGAAAAGGAGAAGAUUGAAAGGGAAAAGGAGGAAUUAAUGGAUAGAUUAAAGCAGAUCGAGGAUCAGACGAAAAAAGCCCAGCAAGAGCUGGAGGAGCAAACGCAGAGGGCUCUGGAGCUGGAGCAGGAGAGGAAGAAAGCUCAGGAGGAGGCUGAGCGCCUGGAGACCGAGCUGAGGGGUGCUGAGGAUUCCAAGGUGGCACUGCUGCAACAGUCCGAGAACCAGAUGAAGAACCAAGAGCACCUGGCCACAGAGUUGGCUGAACUGACUUCAAAGAUUUCUCUCCUGGAGGAUGCCAAGAAGAAGAAGGAGGAUGAGGCGAUGCAGUGGCAACAGAAAGCGACCACGGUGCAGGAGGACCUGGAGAAGGCCAAAGAAGAGCUCAAAAACAAAGUGACCGCGGCUCACGUUCAGGAGCCCCUCAACGCAGAGAACGAGCACGACGAGAACGACGAGAGCAGCGCCGAGGCCAGCGCCGAGUUCACGGCUGCCGCCACGUACAAGGACCGCAGCGAAGAGGAGCGCAUGACCGAGGCCGAGAAGAACGAACGUUUGCAGAAACACCUACUCGCUCUGAGCUCAGAGUUGGCCAACGCUCGGGACGAGAGCAAGAAAACGGUGAAUGACAUGAUCCACGCGGAGAACAUGCGAGCGGGGCGAGACAAGUACAAGACCCUCCGACAGAUCCGGUCAGGAAACACCAAACAGCGCAUCGAUGAGUUCGAGUGCAUGUGAUGUCUGCGCCCACCCAUGCAAGAGCCCACACAGCUGGGCCAUUCUGCCUGGACUGCAGUCCUGCCUCACUCAAGCUGUUUCCUCUGUACCCAAAUAAAUCAGAUCCACAGCACGACGUGGUUGCACAAGCACAGCACAAUGUACAAAUAUGGAUCUGGAACACUCCAUUUGUUAUCAUACCUAACUUUGAAUUUAGGCAAGUCACUGGUUGAAAAGGGACAUACUGUAUUUUAUUAGUUCAUUCCUCUCAAGGGGUUUAUGUAGCAUAUUAGUAGUGGGCUCCCGUCUCAUUUCAUGACACAUUGAGUCAGCAUUUUUAAUUUCUUUAUAUGUUUUUGUCACAUUUUUGGAUCACAGUUUCCAAAUAAAAGGCUCAGAGAUGGAUCCAAAUUCCAGUUCGUCAGUAGACAUAUUUCUAAUGUACACACACAGGGCUUCUUCACAGCGAGCUGGGUUUUUCAGACAGUAAUAUUCCUCCAGUGAUCCGUUGCCUGUAGGUUUAAACCACAGGCAGUGUAACCUAACAGAGCAAAUACAUUUAAUAUGAUCCUGAAGUGUCUGUGUGGAGCAUUAGCAGAGCAGUAUUAUUUUCUGUACAUUUACAAUUUAUUUGCGUUUCAUUUGACUGUAACUGUUACAAAUCAAACAGUAUUUACACCCCACCCACAUGGUGACAUGAAAGAUCCAGUUCAUUUUUUACCUGUUUUUACAUUUCUGAACUCCUUCAAGUCAGUUUGUAACUACAAGGCUUAAUGUAAACUUUGAAUUUCCUUUUAAAUCUGCGUAGAAAAAUCCUUAAGUGUAGACAACAUGAACGUAUAGGACAUAAUCUUAAAUCCUAAAAUACAAAACUGGUGUCUGAAAGGCGUUUUGAUACGUAGCUAGAAGUCUUUUGUCCUGCAUACGCUGUUUAAGUGACAGUGAAAAAAGCUUUCUAAAAUUGAGUGUAAAUCAGCGACGUCAAUUCAAUUCAGCAUUCCAUUAACAAACUGAUUGGACGUUUGAGGUUGAGUUUCCUUUUACUUUAAGAGUUUUAUUCCUCUGCUUUUAAUUUGACAUUUUGCUCAGCAGUGAGAAUGUCGUUCUCAGUACAGCGUAAGGAUUUACACUGUAAUUGUCAUGUGUCAAAUUGGCUUUAGUUGGUGUGCAAAUGCCAGUGAAGUCGUCUGUAAAGGUAAAAGUUGUAGUUUAAUCUUAAACGCUCUUUUUUUCACCCACAAAAUCAUCACAGAAUUUGAUGCAUAAAGUAAAAUAGCUUCAUUGAACAUGCACUGGAAUACCACAGCUUACCUUUGCAAAAUCAGUCAACUCAGACGUACUGUCCUCGCUGGGCACCAUUUCCAAUGCAUGCAUUUUUGAUAUACUGUGUGUAUUUAAUGACAUUUGUGUAUUUUGUAAUUUGGAUUUUUCAGAUGUGAUAAAAUUGUGUAAGGUGAAAGAUAGACACCGCUUAGGAUAUUUUUGUAUUAUAAAGUCUAGAAGUACUCGUUCAGAAAGAACAGCAUUUUGAAAACAGUGUCUUGUUGUGAACUAAUUGGACAGCUCGCUGCUGUGAUAGAAACCUGGUGGAACAAGCAACAACCCGAAGCCUGUGAUAGGACCAAUGAAAAGCUGCGACAGGAAAAUCUCCUCAUGUUAAAAGCAGGCUGUAUACCAUGACUGGACACUUUCAACCAGGCCAAAACAUUUUCCAUAAAAAUGAACAUAAUGCAGGACCAUGUGCCAUUAUUCCAUUUUCCACUCACACUUACACAUGCUAAGGGUUUUGCUUGUUCUCAGAUAUUUAGACAUUAGUGUUUGAAAGAUUUAUUUACACUAUUUUGCAGGUUCAAAGUGAAUGUAUUUUAGUGAUAAAUAUUUCUUUUUAUUUGAUUUUGAUUUCUCUUGUUGAAUGAACAUUUGGCAUUUACCAGGAUGCAUUUUGUAUACAGUAUUCUUGCCCAUCGCUGUGUAUCGUUCUUGCAUCUGCCAUGAAAGAUAACAAUGCAGUUGUUGCUAUUUUGGAUACCUUUCCAUGCCUUUGACAAUAACUUUUCUAAUGCUGCACUGUAUGUUCUACCUGAAGCACCAUGUAUUGACAGCCUUCUUUUAAGAAUCGAGUGUCAUUUGGACUCACGUCAUCAUGUGUGAAAGAAAUUUAUUAAAAGAUGCUACUCAAUAUUUUGUCUUGAAUCAAAAAGAACUGAAGCCUAAUUAAUAUUGUAAAUUGACAGUGCCUUGGCCAGGUUUUUCAUCCAAUCUUGCUGCUUCAAGUCUUCCUUUCACCAAUGAAUAAAAAUCAAAUUA
Molecule: messenger RNA, 4341 nt
Organism: Chelmon rostratus (copperband butterflyfish)
Lineage: Eukaryota; Metazoa; Chordata; Actinopteri; Chaetodontiformes; Chaetodontidae
Product: moesin
Exons: 13
Coding region: 316-2055 (579 amino acids)
Biological process (GO): regulation of organelle assembly; positive regulation of early endosome to late endosome transport; regulation of cell shape
Cellular component (GO): microvillus; filopodium; adherens junction
Molecular function (GO): cell adhesion molecule binding; actin binding
Source: RefSeq, a predicted model, not a curated record